Oncorhynchus keta (chum salmon) is the source of this 5020-nucleotide messenger RNA. RefSeq names its product glucose-fructose oxidoreductase domain-containing protein 1-like. The record is from RefSeq and is a predicted model, not a curated record. The transcript has 2 exons. Bases 1199 to 2065 code for a protein of 288 amino acids. Gene Ontology annotation, molecular function: nucleotide binding. Lineage: Eukaryota; Metazoa; Chordata; Actinopteri; Salmoniformes; Salmonidae.
AUAUAAAACACGAGUUUUAUAUAACAAGUCAGAGGAAUUGUUGGUUACAAUACAAUCACGACAAGCUGUUGGUGCUGUAAAAGCGCUGUAGGUCCUUCUGAUCAGGGCCGGCCUGGGUCUCAACUCGCUGUUGACAGUUAGAAUAGUAGAAUACACACGGUGAAAUUUGGUAGCGCAUCAGCAGAUUUCCUCUUAAACCAGUCACUGAUAGUCACUCAAUUUACCCAUGUCAACGACAUUUUUUUAAAUAUUGGUAAAUUAGUCUCUAAUCAGCUAUCUGAAAAAUACACAUUUUCCACCGGCAAGAGAGGGGCCACUUAAAGAAUGUGCCUGCAAGGUGCCACCCCAGCCCUGGCUCUGAACGUAAACAGGAAAUGACAUAUAUAAAAGAUGCUACAUAUAGUCUGGUACUAAUUAUUUGACUUCCUAUUCUUUGUCCAUUAGGACCUCUGCCCUGACAGUAUAGGCUCAGGCUGAGGCGACACAGUAACCAUCUGCCAUUAUGACCAAGUCUCUAAGCAUCAUACUAAAGAAUGGUGCAGGCAGGGGCAAGGAACAUGUAUCGUGUGAGCUGCUGGCUGACACAAAGUUUCAAGAGGGAAAGGCGUUUUUUUAAAAUCAGGGAUGAUAGAUCGGUGGGGAUUCUCCAUGUCACUAUGAUUAACCUGACGGCAGAGGAUGAGGUCUUGUAUCAUCUGUAUGUUGUAUCACUUUACAGGAAGGAUGGCUACCACCACUUUAUCUCUAUGUCAAACCAGGGGAAGGUUUUGGGGUAUGUUUGUGUGUGUGUGUGUGUGUGGUGACACUCCUAUUUUGUCAUGUUGAUGGACAGAAAAUGUUUUGAGUACAUUCAGGCUUCCAUACUAACACUCUAUCCCCAGUAGGUCCCAACCACAGCCAAGGAGAGCCAGCCACAGCCAAGGAGAGCCAGCCACAGCCAAGGAGAGCCAGCCACAGCCAAGGAGAGCCAAGGAGAGCCAACCAGAGCCAAGGAGAGCCAAGGAGAGCCAACCAGAGCCAACCAGGGCCAAGGAGAGCCAACCAGGGCCAAGGAGAGCCAACCAGGGCCAAGGAGAGCCAACCAGAGCCAAGGAGAGCCAACCAGAGCCAACCAGAGCCAAGGAGAGCCAAACAGAGCCAUGGUAUUGGUAAGAACGUGAUCUGCGACCGCACCGCCACUCCCCUGGAUGCCUUCCGCAUGAUGUCGGCCGCCCAGUACUACCCCAAACUGCUGAGCGUCAUGGCUAACGUGCUGCGCUUCCUGCCCGCCUUCGUACGGAUGAAGGAGCUCGUGGAGGAGGGCUACGUGGGGGAGUUGCUGGUCUGCGAGGCCCAGGUCCACAGCAGCAGCCUGUUGGGUAAGAAGUACAACUGGAGCUGUGACGACCUGAUGGGAGGUGGGGGGCUGCACUCGGUGGGUACCUACAUCAUCGACCUGCUCACCUUCCUGACGGGCCAGCGGGCGGCCAAAGUGCACGGCUUCCUCAAGACAUUCGUCAAGCAGACGGCGCACAUCUGUGGCAUCCGCCAGAUCACCAGCGACGACUUCUGCACCUUCCAGAUGGUGCUGGAGGGCGGCGCCUGCUGCACCGUCACGCUCAACUUCAACGUGCCCGGCGACUUCCGCCAGGAGGUGAUCGUGGUGGGCACGGUGGGCCGGCUGACCGUCAGCGGCACGGACCUGUACGGACAGAAGAACACCAUGGAUGGAGGGCCGGAGCUACUUCUGAAGGACAGCACCCCUCUGGAGAAGGCCUCCCUACCGGAGAAGGCUUUCAGCGACAUCCCCUCACCCUACCUGACAGGAACUAUUUGCAUGGUGCAGGCGGUGCGGCAGGCCUUCGAGGACCAGGAUGACCGGCGCACAUGGGAUGGAAGGCCGCUGACUAUGGCGGCCACCUUCGAGGACUGCCUGUACGCACUGUGCGUGGUGGACACCAUCAAGAAGUCCAACCAGUGCGGCGAAUGGCAGAACAUUGAGGUGAUGAAAGAGGAGCCCGAGGUGAGCCCGGCCUACCUGAUCAGUGAGGCCAUGCGGCGCAGCAGGAUGUCUCUCUACUGCUAGCACUGGCACCAAAAUGGCCGACUGGUGCUAGUGACUGGGGGUGAGAGAGUGCCCUCAUUGGCUGGCUGUCUGACCAAUAGGGGAUAAGGGUCCUGUUUCGCUUGUCCCCAAAAUGAUGUGAACAGUGAUGAACACUCCUCUCUCUCUGUCCUCUUUUCUGGAUGAAUAAGCCUCACGCUGUGUGUCUGAGAAAGGGAAGCCGUUUCUAUGGAUGCUAGACUCGGGGGUCAACAGAGGGGUUUUAUUGUACCUCCUAGAGAGGUGAAUGUUUAAACCACAGGGGGCUUGAAUGGUUCAGUCCCUGUCUCAGUGUGUGUGUGCUGUGUAUGUAUGAGUGUGAAACCGGAGUGCAAAAAACGCCUGAAAAAUCUAUAGUUUGGCUGGUAGGGCUUUUAGUGAGGGCCUCCCCCUCUGGUAAAGUGUGCAAUAAAUCCUGCCAUAGUUGCAGGCUCGUGGAAUUAUGUCAUCCUGCCAGAGCUGCAGGCUCGUGGAAUUAUGUCAUCCUGCCAGAGCUGCAGGCUCGUGGAAUUAUGUCAUCCUGCCAGAGCUGCAGGCUCGUGGAAUUAUGUCAUCCUGCCUGAAUCAAAGGGGAUACCCUGUUUGCCUGCUUCUCGUUUUUGUAGUAACGUCCUUAUGCAAUAGACAGACACACAGUCUGUGGAUGGCGACUCAAUCCCGUGCUAUGCUGUGAGUAAAGCCAAGUGUUUUUCUAUCUCAAGGUCAUUCCCGUUGCUUAGCUAGCCAGCUAGGUUAGCAUUUUGCAUGCGCUAAAGCUUCUUACACAAUAGCGACAAUGUAGGUUAAAACAAUCAGUACUAACCUCUGGGUUAGUGCACGGAUGGGACACUAGCAAGCAUCAAGUUAAAACAAUCAGUACUAACCUCUGGGUUAGUGCACGGAUGGGACACUAGCAAGCAUCAAGCCUCCGGACAAACAGCCUUUAAGACUAGGAACGCUUUGCUUGGCUACCGGUUUGUGUGAAUGUGUAACUUAGUGCUGCUACCUGAAGAACAUGAGUUCAUUAGCUUUCUUUGAGAGAAGAGCACUGAUGGUCAUGUUACUCAUCACUAUCCACACAGGUUACAGGAGAUAAUGGUAGUAGCACAUAUUGACCUACAAGCCAAAACAUAUUUUUGUAUUUUAUUCAAGCGCUAUCUUAUUGUUUUCCUAUUGUUGAUUAUGCGAUGUAGGCUUAUGUCUUGUAUAAAACAAAAAGUGAAUUGUUUAAAAUUAGUCAUGAUAUAAAUGUAGUUUUUUUGUAUUUUAUUUGUUGUUAAAACUGCGGUGCAAAAAGACUGGAGCAUGUUUUGAUGAACACACUGUUCAGUAUAAAAGUAUUCAUUUUGCGUUUUGGACUGAUCUGUACUGGAUGGUGUCUAGUUAGUGGGAGACAGGUGAGGUGAGAGAGAGAGGCCUUUGAGCGUUCAGCUCCUACGUGCGUUGGUCCUGUCUGUGGGAUCUCUGAGGAAAAUGACUAUUUUGGUUUGGAGUUAUAGAAACCUUUUUGACACGUGGUCCUCAUUUGUAUUCCAUUUUUGAUAGGUGCAGAAAAUCUAUCAACUUCCCUUAGGGCUCAACAAGCACACUUUGUUAGUGCUCAACAAGCACACUUUGUAGCUAUUCAAAAGAUAUCAUCUGUCCAGUCAGUCACCCAUUGGGCACACACUGGUUGAAUCAAUGUUGUUUCCAAAUCAUUUCAAUGAAAUUACGUUGAACCAACAUUGACUUGACAUCCGUGCCAAGUGGGAUGCCUUCGCCUAUUCAAUAAAACCUGGAACUGUGAUAUUGAUUUAGAAUUUUGGUCGACGUUCUCAGUUCUGGACAUUCCAGGGCCUAUAUUCACAGGGUGUCUCAGAGUAAGAGUGCUGAUCUAGGAUCAGGUCAAUCCCUGUCUUAUUCGUUAUGAUCUGAAAGGUAAAACUGAUCCUAGAUGUUUUGUGAAUACGGGCCUUGGUCUCAUAAAGAGUUGCGGUCUUCAGUGUAAGAAUCCCUGUUGCAUGUUGGCCUUUCCGAUCGUCAGUAAGCGAGAAGGAGAGAUUCAAGAUCCAGUCUUGGUAUUAUGUACUUGACCAUCCUAAUUCUUUAUCCAAUUCUCAGUUAGUCCCCUCUGUUCCUAAGCUGGGUCUGUGGCCUUGUUCCAAACCAUGCACCUCUAAAGCUGCACCCAGAGAGGAAGUCUGUGAGGAUUCCCUUUUGAGGCCUUAUAGGGAGGAGGUGUUAGGAACUAUGGUUUAGUCCCCAGUCUUCCAGUCCAGGAUGGAGCCCGAUUCGCUUUAUUAGAUCAAAUCAAACCGAUGAACUUGACCGUGAAGAUCGCUAACGCGUCACAUUAAACGUGACAGCGCUAAAUCAGACAUCUUAUCAGAAUCUAUGAAGGACAGAAAGGAUCCAAGUAGAGUCCGAUUAGCGGUUUAAUCUGGCACACCGGCGUAUUUAGCCGUAAGCCUACAUCUUGAUGAGGUGCUCUAGAUGCCAUUUCCUUCAACAUUUUUUAGGCCAGUUGAUGAAAAUUGAGUUUGGGUAUUUAAGUGGUUGAAUAUUUAAUGUGUGAAAUUAGAAAUUAAUGUUGUGGAAGAUUUCAUGCAUUUGGUGUUCCCUGACUAAUUUGUACAUUUUAAUUUAAUGUCUCCAUGCAAUUUUAUUAUUUUUAUUUUUUGCUUUUUAUAAAGUGAACGUUUCAGGUCACAGCCAAUGUUGGUUAAGUUCUAUGAUAAAAUGGACAACUGCUGUACCACAUCAAACUGCAACAACUGAGAUUGUAAUAUUGUAGUGUGUGUGUCUAUAGCUGUACCCGAAGGUGCACUGUAGUUUCUCCUUUGACUGUACGCCCCCUUCUCUGCGGGACUGUGGUAUGACAAAAGAAAAGACGAGUCAUAUUGCCAAUUCCUUAUUGUCAUUGCCUGUGGCUUUUUAGGGUGCAUCCUCUUGGCUUAAAAAAAAAGACACUGUAAACAU